CAACACUGAUGACGUUUUACUGCUGUGUGCUCUCACACACACACGCACACACGCGCGCACACACACAAAUCCUGAAGUUGUUGUUUUUAAAUAGCCAUGUUGGCUUCGCCCUGGUGUUUGCUCUCUUCCAAGCCGGGCUCUCGGUGGUAAGCUGUUUCACUCACAGGGCUUAACUCAAGGAAGCACACCUGUUGCACGCUUGUUAUCUACCUGUAAUUGAUAGAUAACGAAUUAUUUUCACUGCCAAGACUUGACCAGUUUGUCACGCUGAGGAGGUGCAUGAUCACCGGACAUGGCACAGUACAAGAAGAUAGAUGGACAAUGUUCAAACCAUCUGGCAAAAAGCAAAUCGCAGUAUUUCAAAGAAGAACACUUGGAGAUCGAGCUCUUCCAGAGGGACUCAGACCUCAGGCACAGACAACUGACUUGUAUCAAGAACCCAGGGCACGAGAAAUUGGUGCCCAUCAAUGAGUUGACAUUGGAGAACUUUCCCCUUCCGUUAAGACAUCAGUGUGUCAUGGACUAUGUGACAGCCUUCAGUCCGCUGGUUGUAAGGAUUAAGGUCAAGCACACCAGCUCUGGGAGAGCCAAAGACGACCCUUUCCAUAAGAUUGUGGGGCGCUGCGUGUACAGGGGCGCCACUGGGUGCGUGGAUCAGGUGGUGGAUGUCAAGAACAUACACGAGUUCCCUUGCAAGGACGACGCCUGCAUUCUUAGCGGAACUGACCAUUACGUUUACGGCUUCAUUGACGUCUGGACCAACCGGCAUGUCGUUUUUGACGCCAAGGAGGCGCAGAGCACCGAGGUGGAGUUUUUCUUCGACACUCCGGACAGACAGGGAGUCGUGACGCUGAAGGGUCACGACGUACGGAAAGACGCCACCGGAAAUGACGACAUGGUUCUUCUGCGCUGCCUCAGCCACGACACAGACUUUAUCCCAAAGAUUCAUCGCUUAGUGGAGGAGGCGAAGGUCCUUGGAGCUGCCAUACCGCGGUCCAUAAAGGACAGCUCCAUGACAGACUACGCCAUGGUCGUGUCUCACCCUCACGGGACUUCAAAGACGUUCUCAGUUGGAGAGCUGAUGGAGUAUCACAAGAUCCCGGACAAGGCCGGAUUCCUGUCGCGCUUUCUCAGGGAGCAUUCCUGGAAACACAGCCACCGGCUUCGAGUGUCUAUAUACACCACACCCACCUGCCCCGGUUGCUCGGGCGCCCCAGUAGUCACGGGGUAUGACGACGGGUGGUCCUGGUGGAAAAUGUGCCAUAGCACGGCAGAUCUUGUUUCGGGAAUGCAACUAGCUUUUACGUACAGAUAAAUAUUAUAAGAAGACUUGAAGAUUUGUCUUUUCAUAUGAACUUUUACAUACAGAUAUACAUUAUCAUUGGAAGACUUUAAGUAAGAUUUAUCUCAUAAGUUACCGACGUUACUUCAAAAAAGAAGAUAAUUAGGUCCUUCGCGUAUUUAUCAGCAUGUCUAUCAGCGAUUUCAUUCAUGACAAAACAUUAUCAUUCGAAGACUUUAAGUAAGAUUUUUAUCUUAUCUUAUAAGUUACCGACGUUACUUCAAACGAGAAGAUAAUUGGGUCCUACGCGUAUUUGUGUGGCAAUCUAACAAAGCAUGUUAAUCAGCGAUGUAAAUUCUGCUAAGUCGAUGGUUUUCCUGGCCGAUUUGGUCUGUAUAUAUGCACCGCAUACAUCAAAACAUGUAGAUUCUAAUAUUAAGCUUAAGAUUUAUGUUUGUCCAAAAAUUUCGGUACAUUAGAAAAGUUGGAUUAGAUUAGCAGUUUAUGUGAUUUAAAAUAGAUGUGUGUCUUUCUGCAUAAUAUGAACAGUGCCUUUCAAGGAGAGUAAAUACAAAACAUCUAUUAGGUUAUACUUUAAUCCUGUGGCUAAACAAAGUGAGACAAAUACUGGAUAGCUCUUUGUCUGUUACUGGAUAGCUCUUUGUCUGUUACUGGAUAGCUCUUUGUCUGUUACUGGAUAGCUCUUUGUCUGUUACCGGAUAGCUCUUUGUCUGUUACUGGAUAGCUCUUUGCCUGUUACUGGAUAGCUCUUUGCCUGUUACUGGAUAGCUCUUUGCCUGUUACCGGAUAGCUCUUUGUCUGUUACUGGAUUGUUGUAAAAUAAGUGUAUUAGUGUUUAUAUGUAACACAAAUCCACUUUUGCCUUAUCAUUCAUAAUGUUUAUACACUUUUACUUUUCUGAUCAUUUUUUUUAUUAAUCAAACUUUACAAUAGUUCAGUUGAGAUUUAACACUUCACUUGGAUUUUUAAAAAUGAUAUCCCCAUUUCACCUGAAUUUCCUGAUUUCUUUGGAACAUACACAUGUCGCUCUUUAGUGGGAGAUUUUAACAUUUAUAGUGGUUGUGAAAGUUUGACACUGAACGGUGAGGCUGGAAGAAGAAUUCACGACUUUGAGGGUAAAAGCUACUGAGAAAUGCUGGGUAUCAGACACCAAGAAAAGAACACAAAUUAGUUUGUACUUUUAACAAGUCACUGGCUGACAAAAGGUGCAACACAGCCAUACUAUGAAGAAUUGAAAGUUGAGCUGGUUUGGUCAUAUUAUAAGACAAGACUCACUGUCAAAAGUAAACUUAACUCUUUCUCUCCCGUUCGACGAUGCCACCGUUGAUUUGACCCUAUUAAAGUAACUUAAUUUGUGGGUUUGUAAACUUUAAUUUGUGUUAUUUAAAAAGGGCAUACAUCUAUCUAUAUCAAUUAUAAUAUUUUCUGAUUAAAAUAAAACCAUUAUUGAAGUUAACCCCUAACAGGCUACUGAAAUACAAAUAAGAAAAAAAUAAUUUCUUCUCAACAUGAAAAAUAAUUAGGGAGAGAGAGAGAGUUAAAGGUACAGUGAAGGAAGAAUAACUGGAAAACGUAAAAGACUGUACCGGCUUCACUCUUGAUAUCCUUCUAAAAACAGCCGCUGACCGGGAACAAAUGGAGAGAUUUGGUUACACGAACUUCACAGCACCUCAAGGGACAGAUGAUGAUGAUGAUGAUGAUGAUGAUGAUGAUGAUGAUGAUGAUGAUGAUGAUGAUUCUAGUCAAAUAAAAGAUGUUGCCGAUUGCUUCCUAAAUUCAACAUUCGAGGAGUCUAUAAACUUGCCAGUGUGUACAGUUAUUGUACAACACUAUGUGCUAGCAAUGUUGUUAUAAGUUUAUAUUUACUCAUUACAAGUUCUAUGUUUUUUAUUUCAUUUUUCUAAAGUGUGUCUACCAUUGCUGUUUGGUUUUCUUAUGAACAAGCAAAACAGUUUAGAUAAGAAAUAAUUAAAAGCCUAAAAAGAAUGGAUAGAAUUAAAAGAGGCCCAUGUCUACAUUGAUAAAGAUUGUUAGUCUAUUAUGUAAACACAAUUUGAUCGUAGCUCCUUUAUUCUGUGGUUGAACAAUGAGGUGUUUAAAAGUUUCUACAAAUAAGAAAAUUUACCAUCUUCAAACAGUGUGAAAAGUGUUCAUGUUCAUUUUAUAGUCCUAAAUGGUGCAUUACAUUCAAGUAACUAGUUUAUUAUUAUUACAGUUAAUCUAAGCCAUAGGCCAAUUAUAUAAAAUAUUAUAAAAAGAGAGAAGAAAAUAAAGGAGAUUAUAAGAGGUUGUCAUUGUAGUCCGACACUUGAUAGUCCGACACUUGAUAGUCCGACUCUUCAUAAUCUGACACACUUGAUAAUCUGACACACUCACUAAUCUGAGGUGGCGCCGUGGUAAGAUUUAAAUUGUAAUCUAGUAGGCCUACAGACUGUGAAAUUUGAAAUCAUAUGUUUUGUACUUUUUAGAUGAAUACAUAAAAGAAAGACUUAUUGCAAUAAAUUUAAAUUGAUUUGUCUUGACACAUUAAUUUGUAAAAUUAUUUGAAGUUCAUCUAACUUUUGGUAGUGCGACGUUUUCGGCGAAUGACAUCCUCCCUGUCUCCUAUCAGUCGAACUAUAAAAAAAUUCAACUGUAUUUAUAAAUAAAUUAUGAGUUACUGCAUCCUAAGUACAAAACGCGCCUUGGAAGGGGCCCAUUAUUAUUAUUAUAGCUUUUAUAUAGCGCUACUUUCAUACUUUCAUGGGGAGAGGGUAUCUAGGAGUUGGUUUUCCGUGCUGCCUUUAGGCGCUCAGUAAACACAACUCUGUCCGAGUCGGGUGUCGAACCUCGAGCCCCCUUCAAGGUAGCUAAGCCAAGCCAAGUUCAAGCCUCUCGACCACGCUUCCCACCAUAUGGAAUAGUACAAGUUGACCUACAUUUUAAAACCUUAAAAUAAUUUUGUGCUCUAUUUUUUAGCUGUUUAGAAUCAAAUCAAAAUGUCAACAAAGAACAGGUUACUGUCAGUGGCCUUCAGUAUGAAAAUUCAUAAUUGACAGAUCUUUGCUCAAAUAAAGAUACUGCAAAUAAACUAUGCAUC
Molecule: messenger RNA, 4382 nt
Organism: Biomphalaria glabrata
Lineage: Eukaryota; Metazoa; Mollusca; Gastropoda; Planorbidae
Exons: 6
Coding region: 293-1315 (340 amino acids)
Source: RefSeq, a predicted model, not a curated record